This is a messenger RNA of Engraulis encrasicolus (European anchovy), 2054 nucleotides long. RefSeq lists its product as uncharacterized. Lineage: Eukaryota; Metazoa; Chordata; Actinopteri; Clupeiformes; Engraulidae. The coding region runs from base 46 to 918 and encodes 290 amino acids. The transcript is spliced from 2 exons. The record is from RefSeq and is a predicted model, not a curated record.
CAAAACAGUUACAGAGUGUUAGAGAAGAGACUAGCAGAGAACAUAAUGGCUGUAAAUGACCGAUGUCGUCUUUGCAAGGAAAAUCUCAGGAUAAAAGGUGUCAUUACAAACAGCAGGAUUUUCCAGAAGGACACUAAUGCAAAAUCAAUCGAGGAACGGCUGGCAGAAAUCGGGUUGACAUUAGCAAAUGUCCAGGAGCGUUCGUUUCGAAUUUGUCAGAAGUGUUUUCGCUUCAUUGCUAGGCUAGAAGAGAGUUUGAGUACUUUCAGAGAAUGGCAAGACGCAGAAAAAGAACCGAAUCACCCUAGGCCUAUCCAGUUUAACAUCAGCCACGACGACCGCGAGUGCAGCAGACACCACCACCACCACGGCCUCGGCCUAGGCAAUCGCAAGCAAACGGGACAGAGCCCGAACCCCAUCGGAGCAACCACCGACCCCUACGGCCCCCCAGCUCCGAAAUUACCGAGGCCAGCAGCCACUGACAACACCCCAGCUCGACAAAGCGUUACAGAGGUGGUUGUCUAUUACCCCACCAGAAGUAAAGGUGAAAGGAUGGUGUGUCCAGAUGGCACAGCGGUAGUAGUGGAGGCCCUGGCAAGAAAAAACUGGAACUGGGCAGCCAAACAGAUAACGAAACACCAAGAGCUGUUUGGACCACUCACAGAACACAUUCAAAACAUUCUGGAGGAAGAGUGCAAGAAGAUAUGCAGCCCUUUCACCCAUUUCAUGCUGGCCAAUACAUUGGCUGACAGUUUUAAGGCAUUUUCAUUUCAGAAAUUGCAAGCAGAUUUUUUUUUUGUGAUACCUCAGCAUACUAAGAUGGAUAUGUGUACCAUGAUGUGCAUAAUGCAGAAGUCACUUGCCCUACAACCAAGGACACUUCCAGGGCCCAAACACCUUACACUGAGACACAGCUAGAGACUGUUGAUGGCCCAUUGGUUAUGUACCUGUGAAUUUAACAGGCUCCCUCUUGAUGUCUGUUCAGCUGAGUGGAAACAGAUUUUAAAGGGAUUGUAUGGUGAAUGUAUAUUCUAUUCAUGCCAUUCAAUAGUUUUUAUAGUUUUGUUAAUAUUUAUUAUGUUUCUCUGUGCACAUUAUUUAUGUCUUAUCAUUGUACAGUUAAUACAACACCCAGAUUGGCACAAUAACACUUUUAUUUACAUAUGUCACAAUAAAAAAUAUUUACAUUUUCUCCAAAGACUUUUGUACAUCAUUAUUUCCAUUCUUGUAUUUACAUUGCUACAACAGCAUGUGAUAACAUUUUGCUAGUUGGACCCAGAACUACUGCUGUGUUGCGUCUCAGUUUCAGACUCAUCAUCAGACUCAUCAAAAUAGCCAGUGAAAUCAAUGUCUGGCACUAAGAAAGUGUCAUCAGGGAGAGUUUGCUCUGUUUACUCAAAGUCAUCAAACACCUCACUUAUUAUAAGUAGAAUUUCCUGAGCAUGCCGUAGCCUACACACUGGUAAGUUGUUUGUUAUAUAAGUGAUAUCAAAGAUGUAAGGACUAUGGUUGACUGCUGCUUCUAUUAGCUUUGUUCCAAACCCGGUGCAGAAAGCCUUGCUUGUGACAAGUGGCAUGUUUGGUACUAAUGUACGCCUGUACUGCUGCAAGCAGGCCCUGAUAACAUUCUUGUCCUCUUCUGUCACAUCUCUAGAUCUUUGUGGGGUAGUAGUGCACACCUGUGUUUGCACAGACUCAAAUUUUGGCACAGGCUCAGAACAAACACCAGAUGAACACAAACAAAUGGAAUGGCAAUAGGUGCAACAACUAUGACCAGGCUCCAAAUUUGUGACAUGCAUGUCGAAGUGGCUAAAUAAGGCUCUCCUUAAACAGCCUUGUGUGCCUGCCUUAAUCACUUCUCUCACUGUCUUGUCAACCCUAGGUGAUCCUUUGAUUGCAUACAAGACUGCAUGUGAGGGUAGAGGGUAUUACUAGAUACAUGUUUCAGGCCAAGCCUGAUGUUAUGUCUAUUUGGGCUCACUGUCACCCGGGUUGCAUUGUGCAUGUGUAGCAGCUUGAUGACCCUCUCUCUGUUGACAACUUCUGCUGAAGCC